Messenger RNA from Sander lucioperca (pikeperch), 892 nucleotides. RefSeq lists its product as uncharacterized. Lineage: Eukaryota; Metazoa; Chordata; Actinopteri; Perciformes; Percidae. The record is from RefSeq and is a predicted model, not a curated record. The transcript has 4 exons. Bases 64 to 840 code for a protein of 258 amino acids.
UUUUGUUGGUAUAUAACCAGAGGUACCAAGCAGCUCUCAGCAGAAUUAAACUUUGCACCAAAGAUGAAGAACAUCUUUCCAGAUUUCGCUCUCAAACAACUUGGCUUAUUUGUGGCAAUCAUUGUGAUUUUUUUCUACAAUGUUGUGCUUGACAGGGAUUACGAGUGCAAUUGUGAAGAAAGAUGUAGUGACUGCAUUGUCUACAUGGCUUUGCCAUCUGGUAUUAUAUUUGUUUUACAACUCUGGAUGGACAAGACAUUUAUAUAUACAUGCGAUAUAUCUACAUGUAAAUCUUGCUGUAAAGGUUGUUGUUAUGUAGUUUACCACGUUAUCAAGGCAGUUUUUGUCAGUCUGCUGUGGGUUACCUCUGUGUUAAUCGAUGGAGACUGGUAUGUUUGCUGUGAGAUAAAUCAGUCUGAACAACAGAAACUGUUAGCCUGCAAAGAGAAAAACAACCGCACAGCUGAGGAACGAACAACCAUCGCUGAACUGAAAAACCAUUCAAGGCUUUGGGGUAUGAUUUUACUCUUGGGUAUCGUCAUUGUGGCUGCCGUUGGCUCUUCAAUUGGACGGAAGAAAAGCUGUGGCCGCCCAUGCUGUACAGAGUCCCCUUGUUGCUGUACGGAUUCAGGUUGUUGCUACACAAACAUUCUGUAUGAGGAAGUGAAAUUGGACGAGGAGGAAAAUGUGCUGAAAGAGAUUAUGAAAAAAGAAGCAAAAGCAGAGGUGACAGAACGCCUAGAAAACUAUUGGCAGCAAACAAAGGUGGAGGGAGAAUGGGUCCCUCACCAAGUGUGUCUUUCACCGACAGGAAACCAGUCACAGCAUAGCAACCCAUAAGACUGAUACACAAUACACACAAGAAGAUUCGCCAAACACACUGGACUGGUGC